AAAGCAGACGAUUUUCAGAAACUAUUCGCGUAAGUUCUAUUCUGUAUUUAGGAGAAAUAUAUUUAUCACGAGUUUUUGUUCUUUUGCGUUAGGUUAACACAUGAUAAUCAGUUUUAAAAGUGUAAAAGGAUAAAAUUCUUUUCCUGAGAAAGAAUCCCAACCAAGGAAGAAGCAUACACAGGCUCAUUUAUGCUUAUGAAAGAGAAAAUGUUAGCGAGUGGCAGAUAUUUAAAUUCUUGUAAUUAGGAAGAAAAACGUAUCAAUUUUCUCCAUGAUAAGCGCUAUACAUUUCUUUCUAACUUUGCCUUUUAUAAGCGUUGGUCUGAAAAUUACAAGAUUUGAAGUACCCUCUUUAGUAGUUCCAGGGGAUUCAGCUAUUUUAACGUGUUUUUACGAUUUGGGAAAAGAAAAACUUUAUUCUGUCAAAUGGUAUAAAGAUAAAGUGGAAUUUUUCAGAUUCUUUCCGAGCCUUUCACCACAAUUCAUGUCCUUUCCAGUACAGGGAAUCAGUAUAGAUUUGUCAAAAUCAAGCCAGAAUACUGUGUAUCUCAGAAACCUUUCCUUAAAGAGUGAAGGACAGUACACUUGUCAAGUAUCAGCGGAUGAACCUUAUUUCGGUUGUGUACAAGUUCACAGAGAUGUCGUCGUGUAUAUACCACCAGAAUCGUCUCCCAGAAUAUCAGGGGAAGUGACAGAUUUCGGUGACAAUCUUACAUUGCAUUGCUCAUCAGCAAAAUCAAAACCAGCUGCAAAUCUUAGUUGGUACGUCAAUGACGUUUUAAUGGAUUCAGGAACAAUCCGUGGAACUCAAGAAGUCAUCCGCCACCCGGAUCAGCUGGAGUCUUCAUCAUCUUACAUCAAUAUCCCUCUCACAUCUCGCCAUCUUCCCCCGGGGGAUAUUCGACUCACAUGUACCGCGUCCAUUGCGGAUGUCGUCACUUCCGUCAGUGAGGAACUACUCAUCAGUCGACCUUUGCCAGAUCGUGUACUGGAAUUGAAAAACUCCAGUGAAAAAUCAUUUGUGAAGUUCACAUUCACUUUUUAUCAGUGUUUGUUGUUUGGAUUUUUGUACUUUAUCAUGUAGAUAAUUGACGUUUUUUCUCUUUGUGGGUUUUGUGCUCAAAUAAAUUGUUAAUCUCGUUGGUUGAU
Messenger RNA from Parasteatoda tepidariorum (common house spider), 1149 nucleotides. RefSeq names its product cell adhesion molecule 1. Lineage: Eukaryota; Metazoa; Arthropoda; Arachnida; Araneae; Theridiidae. The record is from RefSeq and is a predicted model, not a curated record.